AUGAAAUGUUGUGACAAAAAUUGUAUAAAUACAAACAAACCAAUUGGUAAUUGUAUUAAAGGAAAUGGAUUUGGAAAUAUAAUUAAUGAUGAAAAUAUUAAAUAUUUAGUGAAAAAAGGAGUUGCUGUUUAUGCAGGAAAUUUACUUAGAACCCAACAACAAUAUUAUUGCAAUUAUCAAAAUUAUUAUGAUUAUACCUUAUUUUAUUUUGAAAUUAAAUGUAAAUUUGAAGGAGAGUUAAAUAAUUGUGGAAAAUCUAUAAAUGUUGGUCUUAAAAAUUGUAGUACAAAUAAAUUUGUUUACUAUUCUGCAACCAUUGCUAUAAUUGUAAACGAGAAAGAUGAACAAUUUAAACUUUCAACAGUUUUCAACAAUAAUGAUAUUUUUGGUUGUGGAUUAGUUUAUCCUCCAACUAAUAUGACGAAUGAACUUCCAUAUAUUUUCUUCACUCAAAAUGGAAAACAAAUUGGUAAAUAUUUAUAA
Meloidogyne enterolobii is the source of this 483-nucleotide messenger RNA. The record is from the annotation of a GenBank genome assembly. NCBI's taxonomy places the organism in Eukaryota, Metazoa, Nematoda, Chromadorea, Rhabditida, Meloidogynidae.